AUCAUCAUCCACAACAACAUGGCGCCAGCGUACAGCUGGACUGCACACAGACGCCACGGCACUUAUUCAACAAGUUACUUCACUUACUAAACGCAGCGUCGCGAAGAUAUUUGUAGUUUUUCUUUUUACUUUUAUUAUUAUCCUAGUUCGUUUGUUCUCUUUGACAAGCAAAUACCAGACAUUUUGGUCAUCGUGGUCUCAAAAACUCACCUGCUUAGCAAAAAGAACAGACAGACUGGACUCGCUACUGUAUUUCUCAAAGUGAAAGAAAAGUGAGGACUGAGAUUACGCAGACGGGAAAAGUACUUUUUCCCCAGAAAAAAAAGCCAUGUAACUGUGCUCGAAAGGCUUUUCUUCAGGGGACCUGCGUCUAAACAUGAGCGAAAAUAACUGUCCACUUGAAGAAAGGGAUAGAGACAGACUUCCUCCUAUACUAAACCAUAGCUUGGAUCGUGGACCCAAGCUCCCUUUCCCAUCUUACGGAAGUUUCAUCUCCACCCUGAAUCACAAAAGAGAGACAGGGAGCCAUAGUUUUUCCUCUCCGUUCCUGCUACCUGCAGUUAAACAAGUGAGAGAACUUCCCCCACUAUUUCCAGAUGUGAGACAUAAGCAUCGUAUCUCUAUUGAUGUUCUCCCUCCAGAGGUGAAAGCUCGUUUUGUUUCAGAGCCAAUUAUUCCCAUUCGAACCAAAACUGCCAAAGAGUUUCAGGACGAUGUUGAAAGGGCAACUAUCUCAGGGGAUUGGAAGCAAGUCCAUGAUUUCUACUUGAUCACAUUCAACUCCUUUUUGGAACUCAAUGGUGCCUUUAAGAAAGAAGCAAAUGCUCCCUUCAACACUAUUGAAGACUCAGGAAUAAACAUCAAAUUUGUCAAUAUUGUUUAUGAUUCCUUGCUCCACACGCCCGCGGACACUCAGAAAUCAGUCCUGAAGGGAAUUAUUAAUAGCUUAUUAAGAGAAUGGAAAGGGCCCCGCACAAAGGAUGACCUUAGAGCAUAUUUUGUUCUUGUGCAGAACCCUCAGUACACCAGCCCCGCCACAUAUGUCAUCUAUGCACACUUACUGAGGCAAAUAGCAGCCCUGGCUGAAGCAGACCACCAUUUCCUGAUGCACUGGUUUAAAAAGCUGCCCCCAAAGCGUUUCAAACAGCUGGUGGAGCGCUUGCAGCUCUUCAUCACCACUCGCCUAUUUCCUGCCAAGCCAGAAGACCUGCCGUCCAUGGCAAAAUGCUCUUGGUGGAUUCCCUCAGCCACUAAAGUCCUCUCCCUUCUUAAUGCAGCAAACAGCAUUUCCUGUCUCCCUAUUGUCCCUUUCACUGAUUUCUACAACCUAACCCUGGACCAUAUAGACUUUAUGGAGGAUUAUCACACGUGGCAGGCUCACGGAAAUUCAAACAGGUUCACCUUCUGUCAGUUCCCUUUCAUCCUGUCCACAGUGGUGAAGAAGGCCAUUAUCCAGAGAGACUCUGAGCAGCAGAUGAUCAGCAUGGCCAGGCAAACCCUGGUGGACAAGGUUUCUCGCAGGCAGAGGGUGGAUAUGAGUCUGCUGUUUCUCAACAUUAAAGUUAGGCGUCUGCAGCUGGUCAGUGACUCACUGGAUGAGCUUUCAAGAAAGCGAGCAGACCUGAAGAAAAAACUGAAAGUGACGUUUGUUGGGGAAGCAGGGUUGGACAUGGGUGGACUCACAAAAGAGUGGUUUCUUCUCCUGAUUCGACAGAUUUUUCACCCAGACUACGGCAUGUUCACAUAUGUGAAGGAGUCCCAGUGCCAUUGGUUCAGCAGCUGGAAAUGUGACAACUACUCCGAGUUCCGAUUGGUUGGAGCCCUUAUGGGCUUGGCUGUAUAUAACAGCAUCACACUGGACAUCCGCUUUCCCCCCUGUGUCUACAAGAAGCUGCUGACCCCGCCCGUUGUGCCGUGUGACCUCGACACCCCCGUUGGCAUGGCAACCCUCACCCUGGAGGACCUCCAGCAGAUUAUGCCUGAUCUUGCUCAUGGGCUUGGGGAACUCCUUACCUAUGAAGGAAACGUUGAAGAGGACUUUUACACCACGUUUCAGGUUUUUCAGGAAGAACUUGGAGUGGUCAAGUCAUAUAAUCUGAAACCAGGAGGGGACAAGAUUCCUGUUACCAACCUAAACAGAAAAGAAUACAUCCAGCUCUACAUUGAUUUCCUACUGAAUAAGUCCAUCUACAGGCAGUUUGCUGCUUUCUAUCAUGGUUUUCACAGCGUUUGUGCCUCAAAUGCCCUAAUGCUCUUGAGGCCAGAAGAGGUUGAGAUCCUGGUUUGUGGAAGUCCUAAUCUGGACAUGGGCUCUCUGCAGCGAGUGGUGCAGUAUGAGGGCUACAGUAAGACUGACCCCACCAUCCGGGCCUUCUGGGACGUGGUUCUGGCCUUUUCUUUGGAGCUGCAGAAGAAACUGCUCCACUUUACCACAGGAAGUGACCGCGUUCCUGUGGGGGGAAUGGCCGACCUCAACUUCAAGAUCUCCAAGAUUGAUGUCUCCACUGACUGGCUUCCAGUGUCGCAUACAUGCUUCAACCAGAUUUGUCUACCUCCAUACAAGAGCAAGAAAGAAUUACGGCAAAAGUUGACUAUAGCCAUUUCAAAUGCAGAGGGCUUCGGAUUGGAGUAGAUUAUAGUUGUAGAUCUGAUAAUCCAAUUUAUGACUGUAUUCAGCCUGCAUUCACUGAAAGAUAAUGGGCAAUGAUAUUGAUAUAUGAUGAUUAAAGGAGAAAUGAAGCAGUGAAUC
Pimephales promelas (fathead minnow) is the source of this 2749-nucleotide messenger RNA. It is a transcript of the gene hectd2, whose product is annotated as HECT domain containing 2. NCBI's taxonomy places the organism in Eukaryota, Metazoa, Chordata, Actinopteri, Cypriniformes, Leuciscidae. The record is from RefSeq and is a predicted model, not a curated record. Gene Ontology annotation, molecular function: ubiquitin protein ligase activity. Gene Ontology annotation, biological process: protein polyubiquitination.